This is a messenger RNA of Symbiodinium pilosum, 492 nucleotides long. The record is from the annotation of a GenBank genome assembly. NCBI's taxonomy places the organism in Eukaryota, Dinophyceae, Suessiales, Symbiodiniaceae.
GCCGUGGGCUUCUUGGCAAUCCCUGACCUCCGGCGCGAGAUGGCUGACUUGUUGGAUGAGAUUUGGGACGAGCCCUACCCUGUCCAACAGGCCAAGCGCAUUAUCUGGGGCUACGGCGCUGAUGAGGCUGAGGAAGGCGAACAGCUACCUCAGCUGCGGCCGCUGGAACACACGGUUUGUGAAGUCGAAGAAGUGAGGCUAACGAAGAAGCAGAUCAAGGAGCAGAACAAGGCCGUGCUGGCACUGCAGCAGCAGAAAGCAGCCAUGCGUCCUGCAGAGCCUCCGGAAUAUGUCAAAAAGAGCGAGUUGAAAGUUGGCGACAGGGCAUCUCUCCACGUGAAGUACGGUGAUCACAAAGGCCACUAUGCAGUGCGCAUUGUGGGAAUAGAGGAGAAGGGCCUCCGGAUACAGCAUGAGAAGGACGGCUAUGAGGAAGUCGUCAAGCAGCGGGACAUCAAGUCCGGCAAGCUGACGAUCAGCGUUGUGUCAUGA